GUGAAGUACUCGUCAGGACUUGAAGUGAAGUUCGGCAAUGAGUUGACACCGACUCAAGUGAAGACCAAACCGGUAGUGGACUGGCCCGCAGACAACAGCUCCCACUACACACUCGUGAUGACAGAUCCCGACGCUCCCAGUCGUGAAGAUCCCAUGUUUGGUCAAUACAAGCACUGGUUGGUCAUCAAUAUUCCCGGCAAUAAUGUGGCAAAGGGUCGCACAUUAGCUAAGUAUAAGGGUUCGGGACCACCGCAGGGCACUGGACUUCAUAGAUACAUAUUUUUAGUGUACAAACAGCCAGAGAUUAUUAACUCAACGGAGGCGACAGUGGCCAGUGAUUCACUAACUGGUCGUCCAUUCUUUAAAGUACGCGAAUUCGCGAAGACUAACAAUUUGGGUGAACCCGCGGCCGUCAACUAUUUUCAGGCUAAGUUUGAUGGCACUCUCGGCUGA
Oppiella nova is the source of this 453-nucleotide messenger RNA. NCBI's taxonomy places the organism in Eukaryota, Metazoa, Arthropoda, Arachnida, Sarcoptiformes, Oppiidae. The record is from the annotation of a GenBank genome assembly.